Molecule: messenger RNA, 1218 nt
Organism: Colletotrichum orchidophilum
Lineage: Eukaryota; Fungi; Ascomycota; Sordariomycetes; Glomerellales; Glomerellaceae
Exons: 1
Coding region: 1-1218 (405 amino acids)
Biological process (GO): aflatoxin biosynthetic process; regulation of DNA-templated transcription
Cellular component (GO): nucleus
Molecular function (GO): DNA binding; DNA-binding transcription factor activity, RNA polymerase II-specific; zinc ion binding
Source: RefSeq, a predicted model, not a curated record
AUGGCCGACCCUCCCCAGGCUCAUAGAACCGGGCCCGUCCGUCUCCGGCUGGCAUGCGACGCCUGUUCUACGACAAAGGUGAAAUGCGACAAGGCCCGUCCCGCCUGCCAGCGCUGCGUGGCCAGCGGGCUGUACUGCGUCUACAGCGUCUCCCGACGGAACGGAUCCAAGCCGUGGUACAAGCGGGUGCAGCAGAGACAAAGCCAGAUCGACCGCCAGCUCUCCAUCUAUUCUCAUGACGCGGUCCCGACGGAUGCCCUCCUUGCUGCGCCGAGAAGCCUGUCAUCAGGGCCCAAUCCAAUGGGUUCGCUCUCCAUCUGCCCCGACGCUGCCGCCGGGGCGUGGGAUGACCUGGACUUUGCUUUGUCUAGCCAAGAGCCGUUUGUUGGUGGCGGAGAUGACCAUGACCAUGAACGCGGGCACAUCGACUCGCCGUGGAUGUCACCGUUGGAGGGGGACAGCCCUGGGGCAAUCCUGUUUGCCGGCAUGCCCGAGCAACAGCUUCCUGAGCACGACUGCGAGAACCGGGCAUCUAACCUCCUCCGCUCCCUUCAUUACGAUCCAAGUCUAUUCGCCCACGUGAAGCAAGCAUCGGCCGCCGAUGUGCCACCCGUGGACGGCGACGGUCCCGUGACGAUCCCGAGCGUCGACAAGAUUAUACUGGCCAACCGCGCGGCGCUGGCCACGUUGCCGGACCUGUUUGACUGCCCCUGUUCCCGGUACCCUCACAUGGCUCUCCUCGAUGUGGCCAUCCUAUCCAAGGUCUUGUUCUGGUAUCGUGUCGCCAUCUGUGCGCUGAACACACCGAGCCAGUCCGGCGGCGCAGACGAGGCAGCAGUGCUGGAGCAGCAGCAGCAACCAGGCUCGGUCACCUCUGGAUCCUCGGCGUCUCAAUCUGGUAGUUUCGAUGGCGGCAGGGAUGUCGGUAAAGGCGGCGUCCCGAGCAUGCGCCCCGUGAGCAUACAGCUCGGGGAGCUACAGCUCGACGCCGAGGACCAAGCUGUCCUGCAAAGCGGCAUUCUCCUGCGGGAGCUGCAGAAGAUGAAGGGCUUGAUCCACAAGUUUAGGGAGCUUGACGUGUGUUGGGCCGCCGAGGACACGGAGAGCAGCGGGGACGCGAGCGCGUCGCAGUGGUGUCGUCUGGCCAUGCCCAAGAUCUGCCAGGAGCUUGAAGCGCUCUGUAGAAUGGCCACGGGGAACCGUGAGGGCAUUGCAUGA